AUGGCACCCGGUGCUGCUUCUGAUUCUGCACCCGGUGAGCUUGGAGCGACGUUCGUUCCUGGAGGCUGGGACGACUAUUACAUGCCUCCAGUUGUUGCGCCGUCACCCCAGAGAGUCACGCCUCAGGUCCCCCAAAACAUGCAGGAAGACCUCCAACGCAUGGAGUCGGAAGCGAGCAGUUCUCGACGCCCCGACGGCGGGGCCUCCUCCAAACACGGCCGAGACCCUUCAUUGUCCACCUGGAUGGGAUCUGCCUCCCAACCCGUCAUGGAGCAGUCCCGGGAACCCGACCCCAGUUCCCGACUGAGCCUCUCCGCCACCCUCGAGACGGCCCCGACCUUCUCUCCAUUUCCCAAGGUCAAGGGCGACAACAUCCCCCCGGCCGACGAAGAGAAGGAGAGCAUCCUGUGGAAUGCCCGCAAACAUGUCAUGAGCUCUCAGAACGUCUCCAUGCAGGUCACAUGGGCCCGUGACGUCCUCAGCUGGGUCGAGGUGUCCGUGGAGAUGGCUAAUCGCAUGUCCCCCGAUGCCCCACGUCCAUCCACCCCACGUAUCGAGCACGAGCUGCGUGUAGACGCCGUCAACAUCACCACACAUCUUGCUAGUCAGGACCACCCCCAAGCCCUGUAUAUGCAGGCCAAGUGGAAGGAGUUUGGCAAGUUCGGCCACCGCGUCGACAAGCGUGAGGCCUACGUCGGCUACAAGCGCUCUGCCGAGCUCGGAUACGGCCGUGCCGAGUAUCGCAUGGGCAUGCUGUUUGAGCACUCCAACGACGUCUCCAAGGCCAAGGAGCACUACUACAAGGGCAUGGCCCUGAAAGACUCGGCGUCCCUCUACCGCAUGGGCAUGACAAGCCUGCUGGGACAGCUAGGCGAGGCUAAGGACUAUCAGACAGGCCUGGAUCGCAUCCAGGCUGCCGCCGACUCUGCUGACGAGGACUCGCCCCAGGGAGCCUUCGUCUACGGCAUGCUCAUCGGCCGGGAGCUCCCCGAUAUCUACGUCCCCGACUCUAUGCUCCCCACCAACCCCCAGACUGCCAUGGUCUACGUCGAGAAGGCAGCCUACCUAGGCUUCGCCAAGGCGCAGCACAAGAUGGGUCAGGCUUACGAGCUGUGCCAGUUCGGGUGCGAGUUUAACCCGGCCUACUCUCUCCACUACUACGGCCUCGCUGCCAACCAGGGAAACGCAGAGGCCGCUCUGGGUGUCAGCCGAUGGUUCCUCUUCGGUUACGAGGGCGUCUUCAAGAAGAACGAGGAGCUGGCUUUUAAGUAUGCCAGGCAGGCCUCAGACCAGAAGCUCCCCACUGGCGAGUUUGCCCUGGGUUACUACUACGAGAUCGGUAUCUUUGUCGAGAAGAGCCUUGGCGAGGCACGCAAGUGGUACCAGCUCGCUGCCGACCACGGAAACAAGGACGCCAUCGGCCGCCUCGAAUCUCUAAGCUCGGACCACACACUGUCGAAGCAGGACCACGAGACGACGACACUCACAAGGAUCAAGUCGCAGCAUGGCUCGCAACGCGGAAAGAGGCCGGACAGGUUCAAGCAAGGAGCACAGGCCCAGGCGCUCCCUACCCUCAGCGAGGCAGCACCGCCGAAGGUUGGCAAGUCAAGGGACGGGUCGCCCUACGUCUCCCCCCAGCCGUCGCCCGGCUUCAAGCCCACUGUCGUCUCGGAAGGCGCCGAUUUCCCCGAUCCCUCGAGAGGCCAUGUUGCUGGCGCCGGCCGUCAGCCAGCUUUCGGCGUGCGCGUCGAGGGCGGGCCUAACCCGGCAGUACGGUCUCAAUCGGCGGCGCCUCCGUAUCCAGAGGACCAUCGGGCUCCUCCAGUCGGCCGGUCAGCCUCUGCAGCCCCGUAUCCGGAAGACGAUAUGCGCGGGCAAGGUCGAGGCGGUCGACCCCGGCCCAAUCAAUACGGCCCUGGGCCUCAAUCAGAUCGCCCCGGAAGCGCCUUCGGUGUGGCCCCUCAGCAGGGCCAGGGACUUCCCUUGAGGCCCAUGCCCUCCUCGCAGUCGACGGGUAACAUGAACGCGCCCCCACAGCAGUACCCUAACCCGCGCGGCCGCAUUGCCUCGGCAGGCACCGCACCUCCUCCUGGCGGCCCCGGUCCCAUGAGCCCCACGGCGCCCUUCCACUCCAGCGACUACGGCCGCCCCCCAAGCUCAGGAGGCUACUCAAACAGCUCGCGUCCCGGGUCGUCGGCCGCUCAGAAGGCCGCCAUCCAGGGCGGCGCCAUGCCCCCCGGCCGCGGGUACGACGGCCGCGUCUCGCAGCAGCCACCACCAGGCGGUCGUCCGCCGGCCGGUGGCAGGGGUGGUCCUGGACCCAUGUCGCCCACACCGCAGAGGCCACCCGCAUCCAGCUACGGUGCCCCCCCUCCUGUCGCAGCAGCCGGGAGGGUGGGCAGCGCACCUCCCGGGCAGAUGCAGAGACCAGAUCCGGCCAGGCCGGGUGCGAGUGCGAGCCCCGCGCCGUCUGUUUCGUCGGCUCCCGCGCCAUCCGCCGCGCCUUCGAAGCCCAGCAAAGGCCCUGCCACGUUUGAAGAUAUGGGUAUUCCCCAGGGGAAGCAAGAGGGUGACUGCGUGGUCAUGUAA
Molecule: messenger RNA, 2589 nt
Organism: Geosmithia morbida
Lineage: Eukaryota; Fungi; Ascomycota; Sordariomycetes; Hypocreales; Bionectriaceae
Product: TPR repeat
Exons: 3
Coding region: 1-2589 (862 amino acids)
Molecular function (GO): protein binding
Source: RefSeq, a predicted model, not a curated record